AGCAAAAAUACAAAACAAAAGAAAAUUCCAUUCCCUUCGGUUUGGUUUUUUUGCUUUCCCCAUUCCUCUCGGCGACAAGAAAAAUAAAAGCUAAACUAAUCUACCGAGACCUUAGCUCGAAGAAGAUCGAAGACUCAUCAUCUCAAGCAAUCCACUCUCCGAGAAUUCUUCCAACGGAACAAAACCAUAUAACAGCUGAGUUGUAAAAAAAUGGCAUGUAGAGGUUGUUUGGAGUGUUUGCUAAAGCUACUAAACUUUAUUCUGGCGGUUGCUGGACUUGGCAUGAUUGGUUAUGGUAUCUACUUGUUUGUCGAGUUCAAGAGAGCAUCCGACAACUCUCUUAACUUCAGUGCCGACGACCACCAGAGUUACGUCUCUUUUGGGAGGCCCAUGCUUAUGUCUCUUGCUCUCUCUUCCAAUGUCUUUGACAAUCUCCCCAAAGCUUGGUUCAUCUACUUGUUCAUUGGUAUUGGCGUGGCUCUGUUUGUUAUCUCAUGCUGCGGCUGUGUUGGUACUUGUUCAAGGAACCUCUGCUGCUUAUCUUGUUACUCUCUGCUUCUCAUCUUGUUGAUCUUGGCGGAGCUUGGAGCUGCUGCGUUUAUAUUCUUCGACAACAGCUGGAGAGAUGAAAUUCCUUCUGACAGGACUGGGAACUUCGAUACCAUCUAUAAUUUUCUCAGAGAAAACUGGAACAUCGUAAGAUGGGUAGCUCUAGGAGCCGUUGUUUUCGAGGCUUUGCUUUUCUUGCUUGCCGUUAUGGUUAGGACAGCUAAUACACCAGCGGAGUAUGACAGUGAUGAUGAGUUUAUUACUCCUCCAAGGCAACAGAUCAGGCAGCCAUUCAUCAACCGCCAACCCGCCCCUGUCACCGGUGUCCCAGUCGCUCCUACUUUGGACCAACGCCCGAGCCGCAGUGACCCUUGGAGUGCACGUAUGAGGGAGAAGUAUGGGCUUGACACAUCUGAGUUCACAUACAAUCCCUCAGAGUCGCACCGGUUCCAGCAAAUGCCGGCGCAACCAAAUGAAGAAAAGGGUCGAUGCACCAUCAUGUAAGUCCAUGCUAAAAAAGAGAGAGAGAGAGAGAGAGAGUCAGUUCUCUUUUCCUGUUAUCUUGUCUUCGUGUGUAACAAUCAAGAGAGUCAGUGAAACUAGAGGGUUGUUUCUAGGUUGAUGAUGAUGACCACUCUGAGCAUUGCAUUGGAGAUCUCUCUAAUCAACUUAGUCACGUUUUAUGAAAACUCUUCUUUUUGUUGUGUCUUUGUAGUCGUAUUGGUUGUUUGAUUCGGUCCUAUAAAUUCUUAUUAUAUAUAAAAUUCAUCUGUUUUGUCA
Messenger RNA from Raphanus sativus (radish), 1329 nucleotides. Its product is annotated as tobamovirus multiplication protein 2A. Bases 211 to 1053 code for a protein of 280 amino acids. The transcript has 7 exons. Lineage: Eukaryota; Viridiplantae; Streptophyta; Magnoliopsida; Brassicales; Brassicaceae. Gene Ontology annotation, cellular component: membrane. The record is from RefSeq and is a predicted model, not a curated record.